CCACUUCAUCACUACUCAUCACUCAUCAGGUGUAAAGGAAUAUAUAGGAUAAAGAGAAAAACAAGAGAGACUAGGAAGUGAUGGCAAACAAGUUGUCCAUAGUUAUCCUUUGCCUUGCUUUGGUAGUGGUACACACCACAGCAUCAAGAGACAUGCCAAGUGACAAUGGUCUUUCUGACCAAAAGAAUGUUUUUGUAGGCGCUGGAGGUAUCGGUGGCAUUGGAAGCAAUGGACUGCCUUUUGGUGGAGUUGUUAGCGGAGUAGGUGGCGAUGUUGGUGGAUUUGGUGCUGGAAUUGGUGGUGGAGCUGGAUUUGGUGGAGGAAUUGGGGGUGGUGGACUAGGUGGAAUAGGUGGAGUAGGAGGACUAGGUGGUAUUGGUGGCGGUGCUGGUGGUGGUGCAGGAAGUCUUCCACUUCCAUGAAGAUUAUAUUAAUAUUAGUUCAAGUUUAAUUUGUCAUGUCAUGCAUAUUGUUUGGUUAGUAUUAUGGCUAGUACUGUGAGAAAAGAGUGAUUUUUUUUUUCUUUUUGUUGUUGUUGGUGUUUGGUUUCAUUCAUAGUGUAAUGUUAUGUGAUUUUUUACGUGUUUAAUGUAAUGUAAUUUGUUGCACUUCUUUCUUUUUAAGUCGGGUGUUCAAAGUUCAA
This is a messenger RNA of Solanum stenotomum, 643 nucleotides long. Its product is annotated as glycine-rich protein 5-like. Bases 81 to 422 code for a protein of 113 amino acids. The record is from RefSeq and is a predicted model, not a curated record. Lineage: Eukaryota; Viridiplantae; Streptophyta; Magnoliopsida; Solanales; Solanaceae. The transcript has a single exon.